This is a messenger RNA of Dendrobium catenatum, 3502 nucleotides long. Its product is annotated as RNA cytidine acetyltransferase 1. Gene Ontology annotation, biological process: rRNA acetylation involved in maturation of SSU-rRNA. Gene Ontology annotation, molecular function: tRNA binding; ATP binding; 18S rRNA cytidine N-acetyltransferase activity. Bases 263 to 3343 code for a protein of 1026 amino acids. NCBI's taxonomy places the organism in Eukaryota, Viridiplantae, Streptophyta, Magnoliopsida, Asparagales, Orchidaceae. The record is from RefSeq and is a predicted model, not a curated record. Gene Ontology annotation, cellular component: 90S preribosome; nucleolus. The transcript has 26 exons.
UUCGGCUUCGUUGCUUCGCUCGGCUCCGGGAUUUACCCAUCGCCGGGAUUUAACGCGCGCACAAAAACCGUUUUGCUGGAUUUAGCGUAAAUCCGACUUAAAUCCCGCUGUAAAUCCGAUACCGAACAGCCCAUAAGUAUUUCUUCUCCCUCUUCUGCUGUAGUUACUUGCAGAUACCUUCGCUGCCUUUGAACCGCAGAUUGUUUCCUGGAAUUUGGUUAGUGUUUUCAUAGUUCAUAACACUAUUCCCUCUCUGAGAAAGAUGAGGAAGAUUGUGGACAGCCGAAUUCGAACCCUCAUAGAGAAUGGCGUAAAGCUACGUCACCGUUCGAUGUUCGUCAUUAUUGGAGACAAGUAUCGUAAUCAGAUUGUGAAUCUUCACUACAUGAUGAGCAAGGCAGUCGUAAAAUCCCGGCCAACUGUCUUAUGGUGCUACAAACAGAAGCUAGAGCUUAGCAGCCACAAGAAAAAACGUUCAAAACAGGUUAAAAAAUAUAUGCAGAGGGGCCUCUUGGACCCUGAGAAAGUUGAUGCAUUCUCUCUUUUUGUUGAAAGUACAAAUAUAACUUACUGCCUGUAUAAGGAUUCAGAAAGAGUACUGGGCAAUACCUUUGGCAUGUGCAUUUUACAGGAUUUUGAGGCUUUGACUCCAAAUAUUUUGGCAAGAACAAUUGAAACAGUUGAGGGUGGAGGCCUCGUGAUUUUGUUGCUUCAUUCUUUACCCUCUCUAACCAGUCUCUACACUAUGGUGAUGGAUGUCCAUGAACGGUUUAGGACAGAAUCUCAUUCUCAGACUGUUCCCCGGUUUAAUGAGCGUUUCUUAUUAUCUAUUGCAUCAUGCAAGGUAUCUCUUGUUGUGGAUGAUGAGCUUAACAUCCUGCAUAUAUCAUCUCAUAUCAGAUCAAUAUCGCCGGUGGAAGUUGCUGAGGAUUCUGAAGGAUUAUCUGAAAAGGAGCGGGAACUAAAGGAUUUGAAGGAGCAGUUUCGUGAUGAACUUCCUGUUGGUCCUUUGAUUGGGAAAUGUUGCACAUUGGAUCAGGCAAAAGGAGUCGUUACUUUCCUUGAUGCCAUCCUUGACAAGACACUUAGAAGCACUGUUGCUCUAAUAGCUGCUCGCGGACGUGGCAAAUCGGCUGCUUUGGGUCUUGCUGUAGCAGGGGCGGUUGUUACAGGGUAUUCAAACAUUUUUGUUACAGCACCUAGCCCUGAGAACCUUAGAACUCUUUUUGAUUUUGUCUGCAAGGGUCUUAAUUCAAUGGAAUACAAGGAGCACUUGCACUAUGAUGUGGUGAAGAGUGUUGAUCCGGAUAUGAAGAAGGUGACAGUUCAGAUUAAUGUAUUCAAGCAACAUCGGCAAACAAUUCAAUAUCUGAAACCUCAAGAUCACAGUAAGCUCUCACAAGUGGAGCUUCUUGUUAUUGAUGAAGCUGCUGCUAUCCCACUGCCUAUUGUGAAGUCGUUGCUGGGUCCUUAUCUUGUUUUCCUCUCAUCUACUGUGAAUGGAUAUGAGGGAACUGGUCGAUCAUUGUCAUUAAAGCUUCUUCAACAGUUGGAAUCACAAAGCCAAAUUUCUAGUCAGAACCUUGAUAGUCCUCAUUCUGGUAGACUUUUCAAGAAGGUGGAAUUGCAUGAGUCCAUUAGAUACGCUUCUAGUGAUCCCAUCGAGUCUUGGCUCAAUGGUUUACUUUGCCUAGAUGUUGCAAAUUAUAUUCCAAAUAUUAGCAGAAUGCCUCAUCCUAGUGAAUGUGAUCUUUAUUAUGUUAAUCGUGACACACUUUUCUCAUAUCACAAAGAGAGUGAAAUAUUUCUACAGAGAAUGAUGGCACUCUAUGUUGCUUCUCACUACAAAAAUUCACCAAAUGACUUGCAAUUAAUGGCAGAUGCUCCGUCACAUCACUUGUUUGUAUUGCUUGGUCCGGUUGAUGAGUCAAAAAAUCAGCUCCCGGAUAUUCUCUGUGUGAUUCAGGUGUGCCUCGAAGGAAAAAUUUCACAGAAGUCAGCUAUUAAAAGCUUAAGUGAAGGUCAUUCACCUUUUGGUGAUCAGAUACCUUGGAAAUUCUGUGAACAAUUCCAAGACUCUGUAUUUCCAGGCCUUUCUGGAGCCAGAAUUGUUCGCAUUGCUGUCCAUCCUAGUGCCUUAAGGCUGGGAUAUGGCUCUGCUGCAGUUGAUCUUCUAACAAGGUACUAUGAAGGGCAGUUGUCACAUUUUAGUGAGGAAGAUGUUGAGGAGAUUAUAGAACCUCAAGUUAAAGUUGUUGAAGCAGCUCAAAAGGUAUCCUUGCUGGAAGAGAACAUAAUGCCUAGAGCUAACCUUCCUCCCCUUCUUGCUCAUCUUCGUGAGCGACAUCCUGAAAAGCUCCAUUAUAUUGGUGUUUCUUUUGGGCUUACUCGUGAUCUUUUUCGAUUUUGGAGGAAACACAACUUCACUCCCUUUUAUAUAGGCCAGAUACCAAAUGCUGUGACUGGUGAACAUACCUGCAUGGUUUUAAGGUCACUGAAAAAUGAUGAAAUUGAAGUUGAUGGUUCUAGUCAAUGUGGUUUUCUUGAACCAUUUUAUCAAGAUUUCCGCAGAAGAUUUAGCCGACUUCUCGGCACCACUUUCCAAACCCUUGAUUAUAAACUUGCAAUGAGCAUUUUGGCUUCAAAGAUAAACUUUACUGAUCAUAAAGAUGCAUCAAAUAACGGAAGUACACAGUCACUAGGGAACCUAUUGUCUCCUUUUGAUAUGAAGAGGUUGGAGGCAUACACAAACAACUGUGUUGACUAUCACAUGAUUCUUGAUCUUGUGCCAGUCCUUGCAUAUCACUUCUUCCAAGGUGAGCUCCCUGUCACUUUAUCUCCUGUACAAGCCUCUGUUUUGUUUUGCAUAGGCAUGCAAAACCAAGACAUUACACAUAUAAAGGAGGAGAUGAAGUUAGAAAGGGAGCAGAUACUAUCUUUAUUUAUAAAAGUUAUGAAGAAGUUAUAUAAGUACCUAUACAGUGUUGCGGCCAAGGAGAUCGAUGCCACUUUACCUCGACUUAGGGAAGUUACAUUGGCUCCUCACAGUAUUUCACUUGAUGAGGACCUUGAUGAGGCAGCCAGGGAAGUCAGGGAAAAUAUGAAAGCUGAUAACGAAGGCAUCUUAAAGCCAGAGCUACUACAGAGAUACGCCAUUGUAGACAGAGAAAGUGAUUUUGAAAAAGCACUUCAGAGUGGAGCUGGUAAGGUUCCAUCCAGUGGACUUGUUAGUGUAAAAUCUAGCAAGUUAAAGCUGGAGAAUGGAGUACACAAAGCAGCUAAGAAAAAGAGGAAAGAAAAUAAUGCAGAGAGAUCAAAUUCAAAGAAAAAAAGGAGAAACUGAAGGAUAUGUAGUCUUUAAUUAACUAUUAUCAAUGUUGUAUUAGGAUUUUGAUGUUAAGCUAAAUUAUUUAUUAGAUUUUUUUUAUGUAUGAUUAAUAUUUAGAAGCUAAUAAUUAAUUAUUCUGAGAAAAUAUGGUAUGCUUAGCUUAUUUUUAUAUUA